CAACACUGUUGUUCGGUGACCUUAGGACAUCUUUCAGCUGCAGGACGUCAGCCCGUUGAAAUUUUGGGAAAUUUCGGACUUUUAGCUGUACAAAAUGUUGCGAACGACCUGCGAAUUGCGGCAUGGGCUCGUCAAAUUUACAGUCAGACGAUUUCUUCAGGGAAACGCCGUCCGGUGUUGUGUUACACAAGUGGCCAAGCAGCGAUUACAAAAUUGUUCCAACCGCCUUCAGAAGCCAGUUUUUAAUGUGUUGGAUACAAAAUGCGUGAGGUUCUACAGUUCAGGGAAUCUUCCCAGUCACAAGAAGGUUUUACUGCCCGCGCUUUCGCCAACCAUGGAGUCCGGCACAAUUGUCAGCUGGGAAAAGAAAGAAGGUGACCAGCUAAACGAAGGAGAUUUGCUUGCCGAAAUUGAAACAGACAAGGCCACAAUGGGCUUUGAAACACCUGAGGAGGGCUAUCUUGCCAAAAUCCUCAUCCCCGCAGGGUCAAAAGAUGUUCCCAUUGGAAAGCUUGUCUGCAUUAUUGUAGAGUCUCAGGAUGAUGUUGCCGCUUUUAAGAGCUAUGUUGACGAUGGCAAGGCCGCCCCUGCCCCUGCACCUGCAGCACCAGCUCCAGCGGCUCCUGCUGCUGCCUCAACAGCUGCAACUCCUCCUCCACCCCCACCUUCAGCUGCUCCAGCCGCCGCUCCAGUUUCAUUUUCGGCUUCUCCUUCAGAAGGAAGAGUUUUUGCCAGUCCUCUUGCUCAGAGGAUAGCCUUGGAGAAGGGCCUCGACAUUAAUUCGGUGAAAGGCACAGGAGUCUUUGGUUCCGUGACUGUGGCUGAUUUGGAGCGAGCUGCAGCCAAAGCGCCUUCAGCAGGUGUCCCAGCCCCUGGCGCUGCCGCUGUUGGAGCAACCUAUGUUGAUUUGCCAGUUUCCAAUAUUCGUGGAGUCAUCGCCAAAAGAUUGCUGCAGUCAAAACAGACCAUCCCUCAUUAUUAUUUGAGUGUGGACAUCAAUGUUGGAAAGAUUCUGGCUCUCCGCAAACAGUUCAACGAUCAGCUCAAAGGCGAAUCCGUCAAACUUAGCGUCAAUGACUUUAUCAUCAAGGCCACUGCCUUGGCCUGCAAGAAAGUCCCAGAAGCCAAUUCCUCCUGGCUGGACUCUGUUAUUAGACAAUACACAUCGUGUGACGUCAGUGUUGCUGUCAGCACAGACAAGGGUCUAAUCACACCAAUCGUGUUCGCUGCUGAAACAAAGGGCCUAGUUGAUAUUUCCAGAGAAGUAAAAGAACUAGCUGGUAGAGCCCGAGAAGGAAAGUUGCAGCCACACGAAUUCCAGGGUGGCACUUUCUCGAUCUCAAAUCUGGGAAUGUUUGGAGUGAAGAACUUCUGUGCCAUUAUCAACCCUCCUCAAUCAUGCAUUUUAGCUGUUGGCACAACAGAAUCAAGGGUAGUCCCCGACAGCACCACCCAAUCAGGAUACUCCUCUGCUGAUUACAUGAGUGUUACAUUGAGCUGUGACCACAGAACAGUGGACGGUGCAGUGGGUGCGCAGUGGCUUCAAGCCUUCAAGGGUUACCUUGAAAACCCGACGUCGAUGCUGUUAUAAGGUUUGAACUGCCCUUUUUUUGUUAUUGCACUCCUCGAGUCCGUAUUUAAAUUAUUUGUUAGCCCAUGCCGGAUUGAUUCAAACAAGUAAUAUAAGCGCAUUUAAAACAAUUGGCAAUUUGUUCUGGCAAUUUGUUUCAUGGGCCAACUGUUAAUUUAUAGUGGACAGCUAAAUAAUGUUUUUUUAAGCCCAGUAUGUGGGAAAAGUACAUAGGAUUUUUCGCCCCUCUAAAUUUCACAAUUGACAAAAUAAUAAACAAAGGCCCUACUGAUCGAAUGUUAUAAAGAUUGGACCACCUGCAAGAUAUAUGAACAAAUAAUACGAAUAGCAGCGCUUUUUUUCUUUCUAAGAAAAUUUGAGGGAGCUUUGUUUAUGCUUACUCUCAGAAGUAACUAGCUUCUGAUUCUGACGCAGGUGGUCCGUUAUUUAGAUGGUAUGCUAGGUCAGAAGCACAUUCAAUUUAGCAUACCACAUGUUAUUGUUUUCUCCUGGAAAGUAGAAAAAUGUCCUGUAAAAUCACCGUUUAGUCUCUGUAAAUAGCCGUUGAAUGAAAAAAGAAAAAAUGAAAUGCUAAAAUUUACGAAAAAAUAA
Molecule: messenger RNA, 2182 nt
Organism: Neocloeon triangulifer
Lineage: Eukaryota; Metazoa; Arthropoda; Insecta; Ephemeroptera; Baetidae
Gene: muc
Product: dihydrolipoyllysine-residue acetyltransferase component of pyruvate dehydrogenase complex, mitochondrial
Exons: 8
Coding region: 95-1591 (498 amino acids)
Biological process (GO): pyruvate decarboxylation to acetyl-CoA
Cellular component (GO): pyruvate dehydrogenase complex
Molecular function (GO): dihydrolipoyllysine-residue acetyltransferase activity
Source: RefSeq, a predicted model, not a curated record